Molecule: messenger RNA, 8528 nt
Organism: Tachysurus vachellii
Lineage: Eukaryota; Metazoa; Chordata; Actinopteri; Siluriformes; Bagridae
Product: CLIP-associating protein 1-B-like
Exons: 41
Coding region: 485-5155 (1556 amino acids)
Biological process (GO): mitotic spindle assembly
Cellular component (GO): spindle microtubule; cytoplasmic microtubule; mitotic spindle
Molecular function (GO): kinetochore binding; microtubule binding
Source: RefSeq, a predicted model, not a curated record
AAAGGAGGCGGGGUUUGCGCCAGUUCUGUUGGAAAAAAUAACGCGUGCAAACGCGCUACUACUGGCGCAUGCGCAAUUUAGUCUUUAUGCCAAACGGGCGCUUUGGGGCGGAGAUGAAACCCGCUGCUUGCUGCAGAAAUAUCUGAUAAUCAACAAACCCAGUGAUGCUCAGUGCAGACUGACAUGGCAGUUUUCCUCGCAGGACUGUGAGUGGAUCUGCAAGAGAAUGCGGGAACCGAACGUCACCUUCGUUUUCCAAUCGCAGACGAAUCCCCGAAGUCUUUCCGUAACCAGCGUUUGAACUAUUUUCUGUAAUAGCUCACACAUGCUUCCCACAUGCCGGCUUGUAAAUAAAGGGAGAACCUUUUUGAAAUAAAGUGCUGUUUUUGCCCUCGUCACACGUCAUCACUUUUACUGAUCACUGCAUCUGGUUGCCAUUUUUUAUGAGCUUUCUGGUCUGUAACUGGUUUGAUCUUAAUGAAACAUGGAGGCCAAUAUGGAAUAUAUUGUGGAACAGGUGAUGCAGAAAGACCUGGGACGGCGACUCCAGGUCGGACAAGAGAUCAUAGACUACGUUCUGGACAGGCAGAGGUCACAUGACCUGGAGCAUGAUCAGACCAUGCUUGACAAGAUGGUGGACGGCUUGGCUACUUCGUGGGUCAACUCGAGCAACUUCAAGGUGGCUCUUCUGGGAAUGGACAUUGUCUCUGCUUUAGUCACCAGAUUACAAAAUAAUUUUAAACCCCAAAUUGGUACAGUCCUGCCCAGUUUAACAGACCGUUUAGGUGAUGCCAAAGACCAAGUAAGAGACCAAGCCCAUUCUCUGCUGUUAAAAAUAAUGGAUCAAGCUGCCAAUCCACAGUACGUAUGGGACCGAAUGUUGGCAGGAUUCAAACACAAGAACAACAGGACCAGAGAGGCUGUCUGUUUUUGCCUUAUUUCAACAUUAAAUAUAUAUGGAGCCAGGGGUUUAACUCUGAGCAAGAUUGUGCCUCACAUAUGUGGCCUGUUAGGAGACCCUACAAGUCAGGUUCGAGAUGGAGCUAUGAACUGUCUUGUGGAGAUUUACAGACAUGUCGGAGAGAGAGUGCGAAUGGAUCUUGGGAAAAAAGGCUUGCCACAAUCAAGGUUGAACGUCAUUUUUAGUAAAUUUGACGAAGUACAGCGAUCCGGAAAUAUGGUCCUGUCUGUAGAUAAGAAUAUAGAUGAUGACGACUCUGUGGAUGGAGGACGUUCCUCUGCCUCCUCUAAAGGAGCAGCUUCUGUCCGCCGAACAGGAUCCAUGCGCAGGCCUAGCUCUGGCUCGAGCUCCAAGAGCGCAGGCAAAGAGGUGUCAGGUGCUGGUGCUGUGGAUGAGGAAGACUUCAUCUGUGCCUUUGAAGAUGUGCCCACGGUACAGAUUUACUCCAACAGAGAGCUUGAGGAGUCCAUGAAUAAAAUCAGAGACGUCCUCUCAGAUGAAAAGCAAGACUGGGAGAACAGAGUGUUGGCGCUGAAGAAGGUACGUUCGCUGCUGCUUGCCGGAGCCACCGAUCACGAAGUGUUCCUUCAACAAUUGCGGCAGCUGGAAGUAGCGUUAAAGCUCUCAGCUAAAGACCUGCGCUCUCAAGUUGUCCGUGAGGCCUGCAUUACACUGGGGUAUUUGUCAUCUGUUCUGGGUAACAAGUUUGACCAUGGAGCAGAGUCCAUCAUGCCCACACUGCUCAAUCUCGUCCCCAACAGCACUAAAGUGAUGGCCACAUCCGGCGUAGCAGCCAUCCGCCUUAUCAUAAGACACACACACUAUCCUCGGCUUAUCCCCAUCAUUACCAGUAACUGCACAUCUAAAUCCGUGGCUGUCCGUCGGCGCUGUUAUGAGUUUUUAGACCUUUUACUCCAGGAAUGGCAGACGAGCUGUCUGGAGAGACAUGUCCCUGUUCUGAUGGAAACUGUUAAGAAAGGAGUCCAUGAUGCAGACUCAGAAGCCAGAAUGGUUGCUAGAAAGUGUUAUUGGGGCUUCCACGGCCACUUCAGUAAGGAGGCGGAGCAGCUGUUUCAAGCCCUCGAACUGACCUAUCAGAAGGCUCUGCAGUCGCAUCUGAAGAGCUCGGACAGUGUUAUGUCGCUCCCUCAGUCCGAUCGCUCCUCCUCCAGCUCUCAAGAAAGCCUCAAUCGUCCCCAGGCUGGGAAAACACCUGUAGCAAGCAGUGUAACCAGAAAUAAAGUGGUUAGCUCUCGAGUGUCCUCCUCGCCUGGCUCGUUGCAGCGAUCACGCAGCGAUGUUGACGUCAACGCUGCCGCCACAGCGAAGUCUCGAAUGCCCAAAGUACCCGCUGCUGCUCCCUUCACCUCAGCUGGAGCGCUGCCACCCGGCUCCUAUGCCUCGCUAGGUCGUGUACGCACACGGAGACAGAGUUCAGGCAGCAGCGCUGGAGGCGGAGCCUCUGUUACAGACAGUCGGGGGCGGAGCAGAGCGAAAGUGGUGUCACAGUCACAACCUGGGAGUCGUUCCAGUUCUCCAGGGAAGCUUAUUGGUCAGUCCUAUGGCAAGAUGUCCUCUGUGACCCAGGCAGAGAAGCGCAGUAGGAUCCCACGCAGUCAAGGCUGCAGCCGAGAGAGCAGCCCGGGUCGCUCCGGCCAGGUGCGGGGUAGUCGUAUCCCACGGCCCAGUAUGAGUCAGGGUUGCAGUCGUGACACGAGCAGGGAGAGCAGCAGAGACACAAGUCCUGCACGGGGUUUUACUCCCCUUGUGUCUCGGCGUCACUCGCGCUCCACCAGUGCCCUGACCAGCGGCGACGCUUUGCAAACAGACCGUUUUGGGCUGAUCCAUCAGGCACGGAUCUCUGCUUCGGUCAACGCCAUGCGCAUCCUGAAUACAGGCAUGGAGGUGGAGGCAGCAGUGGCUGAUGCUCUGCUGUUAGGAGACUCCAGGAAUAAGCGGAGGCCCAUACGGCGUUGGCACGAGUCCCCAGGCAUGUACUCAGAUGAUGAUGCUAACAGCGAUGCCUCCAGCGCCUGUUCAGAGCUUUCCUACAGUUCCCGGAACGGAGGAGUGCCGCACUACAUGCGUCAGACGGAGGACGUAGCCGAGAUCCUGAACCACUGUGCCAGUUCCAACUGGUCCGAGAGGAAAGAAGGCCUGCUGGGCCUCCAGAACCUUCUGAAGAGCCAAAGAACCCUCAGUCGUGUGGAACUCAAGAGGCUGUGUGAGAUUUUCACUAGGAUGUUCGCUGACCCUCACAGCAAGGUGUUCAGCAUGUUCCUAGAAACUCUGGUGGACUUCAUUGUGCUGCACAGGGAGGAUCUGCAGGACUGGCUCUUUGUGCUCCUCACACAGCUAUUGAAGAAGAUGGGCGCUGAUCUUCUGGGAUCAGUGCAGGCCAAAGUGCAGAAAGCUCUCGAUGUCACCAGGGAUUCAUUUCCCUACGAUCAGCAAUUCAACAUUUUAAUGCGCUUCAUUGUCGAUCAGACGCAAACUCCAAACCUCAAGGUGAAGGUGGCCAUUCUGAAGUAUAUCGAGUCUCUGGCCCGGCAAAUGGAUCCCAGUGAUUUUGUGAACUCCAGUGAGACUCGCCUGGCUGUCUCCCGUAUCAUCACCUGGACCACAGAACCCAAGAGCUCAGAUGUCAGAAAGGCUGCUCAGAUGGUCCUGAUCUCCCUCUUCGAGCUGAACACACCAGAGUUCACCAUGCUCCUGGGUGCGCUGCCUAAAACUUUCCAGGAUGGAGCCACCAAACUUCUGCAUAAUCACCUGAAGAAUUCAAGCAAUGCUGCUGCCACGAGUUCGCCGAGCAACACAGUAGGCCGUAUGCCUCCAAGACUCUCUGGUUCCCGCACCAGUCCCCUGACGUCCCCCACAAACUGCUCUCAUGGAGGCCUCUCACCCAGUCGUAUAUGGGGCUGGAGUUCGAACGGUCUAUCAAAGGCCCCGUGUCCCUUCACUCCCCCUCCCUCUGGCCCUGGCACCCCCCCUCACCGACUUGGGCGCCGGGCCCCCUCGCCCAGCAUGCUGGAAUAUGACACAGAGAACAUGAACUCAGAUGAGAUCUACAGCUCUCUGCGAGGAGUCACUGAAGCCAUUCAGAGCUUCAGCUUCCGCAGCCAGGAGGACAGCUACGAGCCAAUCAAACGUGACACCAAGAAAGAUGACGCAAGUGCAGUAGCGUCCUCCAUUGCAGACCCGCGGCUAGGUACAGACAUGAUGGAGGGAGGCCGAACUGCUCUGGACAACAAGACUUCGUUACUGAAUACACCGUCCCCUCGCCCUUUCCUGGGGCCCAAGACACGCGAGUACAAUCCCUACAACUACACUGACUCCAUCAGCACUUACGAUAAAACUGCUCUGAAGGAGGCAGUGUUCGAUGAUGAUGUCGAACAGAUUCGUGAUGGUCGUCGUCAAGAGUUUGGUGAAAACAAAAUCAUGGCUCCCAAAAGUUAUUCUACAGGCCCUGCACAGCACUUGGAGCUGGUCGGUGAUCUCCUGAAGGAACUGUCCAGUCACAGCGAGCGUGUGGAGGAGAGGCGGGCCGCCCUGUUGGAGCUGUUGAAGGUGACCCGUGACGACAGCAUAGCCGUAUGGGAGGAGCAUUUUAAAACCAUGCUGCUGCUGCUUCUGGAGACGCUGGGGGACAAAGAUCACACCAUCCGGGCGCUGGCUCUGCGUGUGCUGAAAGAGAUGUUACGCAGUCAACCUACACGCUUCAGGAACUACGCAGAACUGACCAUUAUGAAAACACUGGAGGCGCACAAAGACUCCCACAAAGAGGUGGUGCGCGCUGCAGAGGAAGCCGCUUCCACCUUGGCUUCCUCCAUCCACCCGGAGCAGUGCAUAAAGGUUCUGUGUCCCAUUGUACAGACUGCAGACUACCCCAUCGACCUAGCCGCCAUUAAAAUGCAGACCAAAGUCAUCGAGCGCAUUCCGGAAGAUUCUCUAUAUCAGCUGCUGCCUGACAUCAUCCCCGGCCUACUACAGGGUUAUGAUAACACUGAGAGCAGCGUGAGGAAAGCCAGUGUCUUCUGCCUUGUGGCAAUUUAUUCUGUGAUUGGAGAAGGACUGAAGCCUCAUCUUGCCCAACUGACAGGCAGCAAAAUGAAACUACUAAACCUUUACAUCAAGCGAGCCCAAACUACCAACAGCAACAGCAGCAGCUCCUCUGACAUCUCGUCUCACAGCUAAACCGACCAAUCACAUCGGAAGCCAAACCUAACCGCACACCCCGUCCAGUUCUACUGAAACAACCCGGUUUCAGAACAUCCCAGGGUCGGACGUCUUCUGCUAAUUAAAGGACAGUAUGUGGUACUGAACUGGGUUGCUUGUAUUGCUCUACUCUUGAAUCUUGACUCGUGUAAUGUAUCAGACAUCUGUGCCUCAGUCCAGUGGACCUGUUUGUCUGUAUUCUCAGUCUGUUUCUACACUAAAGGAUAACUCUUGCUUUUUUGUUGUUGUAUUUAAAUCUCUCAUUACCACAUCUACAGAAUAUGUGUAAUGACAUCAAUUUAGAAAACAUUUUUAGAAAAUUGCCCAUUACUGAGAAAACCUCUUCAUAUUCUGGUAGCUUAAAAUGAAAGUCUCGAGGCAGUUGUCUAGUGGACAAAUAUUUCGAACACUUUUAGAAAUUUAUAAGUUCAUUCUGUAGAAAUCUUUCAGAAUCAGAACGAAUAUGAUGGCAUAUGAUAUAGACACUGUAUCUAUGUGUAUGUGACACAAAAUCGUAUCGGAUGAACCCUAUCAUGCCAAAACAUAAAAACAUUUUGGUUGAAGUGGUUCGAUCAGUUAGAGUUUUGAAUUCUUGUUAUACAGACUUAAACAUUAAUUCUGCAUCUGGCUUUAGACAUGUGCACCGAAGUUUAAAUCUUUUUCAAUACAUGCAAAUGUUCAUGAACACGUUGGUGCUUGGACCCCUUCAGAGAAACAGUUCUCUCAGUACUGUGAAGCAUCCAGGGAAACUCCAUACAGAAGAAGGCUGCUGUGAUUACACAUAUUCUACAGUUCUGGUGUAUUAUUCUGUAGUACUCCUUUAAGCCCUUUUUAACAACAUCAUUCUUUCAGCAGCUUGGCAAAACUAUUUACUGUUGCUGGAUGCAUUUACAAAACAAUCAGACAUCAAAUUCAUGUAAAAAAAAGUUCUUGGUUGAAAAAACAACAAUCCGCUGCUGUAUGAUUCUUAGCUUUUGUCUAUUCAACAAGUUUUAGUAAAUGUAUGAACUAGUUGAACAUUCAUUCCUAUGUAGGAGUUUAGACACCUUUAUCACACUUCUUUUGCCUCAAAUGUCUGGAAAAUUCAGAAAUUUCAUGCACACCUAUAGACAUUUCACUUUUUGGGGGACUUUUAAUUCUAAAUAUGCAAGAAUUGAUUGUAUUUGUGUUGUAAUUGUCCUUUUCUCCAUAAAGAAAGGAAUGAAGGAUAAAUUUAUCUCUGGUUCAAUUAAAAAAAAAAAGAUUUUCCCGUUACACCUAAAUUUGCUUGACGAUCAUUCGGCUAGUUCAGACCAAGAAUAGAGAUAUAGAAGGACGUUGCUUAAUCUGCUCCAUAGACAACCCUCUUUCUUACUGAACCUUUAUCUUAAUGACGCUCACAGACCCAAAUAAAUCUUUCAGCUAAAAUAUUCACCUGACAAAAUCUUCAAAAUUCGUUCGGCUCGUUUUGGAUUAAAAUACUGAUGAAAUGACACAUCACUCCGAUACGACUUAUAUAUAUUUAGUGCAAAUGUAAAUUUUUUAGAGCAAUAAUUCUAAACUGAUCCAAAUUGGAUUUACUUUUAGCCAAACCACUUAUCCAAUUUUCUGGUUGUGUGGAAACGUCUGUGGCUGUAUGGCCUUUUUCUUCAAGUUCUUCCUCUCACACAGCUGUUGUUGAUUGAACCCUGGCUCUUUUAGUUACAACACUGUGUGCUCUUCAAUGCUGAAUGUUGAGUGUGUUGUGUUAGUGUUAAGAUGAGAUCAAACAUUUCUGGUAUGUUUUUUUUGUGUCUCUGUUGUACAUCUAGACACUGAAGAGCAGUAGGGAACUCGGUGAAUCGGAAAAAAGCCGACAACACUUUGCCCUGGAUGUGUAAUCUGUCAUUGUGUCUGAAUGAACACGGUGUUCAGUCAUCCAGGUUACGUCUAAUGUCUUGUAGUAGUGAGUUUAACAACUAGGGCAUGAUUUCUAGAUCAUUAUCUAAAGCAUAGGUUCUCAAACUGGGGUUCAGCUCCAUCCACUCCAGGUGUCUGUGAUUUAUUCAUGUAUUUAUGGCGGUAAACAUUACAGCCCACUUUUAAUAUUAUUACUGAAUUGUUCCUAAUCCCCCGGAGUUGUUGUUGUGAGGCUGUCUGCCUCUCAUUAAUAAACACACUUUACACAUUCAAAUAAUGAGGCUAAUAUCUGAACGAGUUUUGUUUACGCUCGAGAAUCAGUGUUGAGAGAAUUUCUGUAGAAUUUAUUUUCUAUAGUCCAAAAGAGUCUCUGACUGCAAAAAAGUUUAAGAACCCCUGAUUUAGACUUAAUACUACAGGACAGAUACUAAUAAACAAUGUAUUAAAGUCAGAAAACAGUACAAAGAGCUUCACUGGGAAAAAAAAAUCUAUGCAAGUUAAAAAAGGAAAAGCAAAUUCAUGUAAUGUGUAUAAUUAGCAGAGAGAUUAGUAUAUAAGAGAUAAACUUAUCCAACUCAUUGAAACGUAUUUCUAGAGUGCUUUACUAAUGAACUACUUAUUUCAAGCUUGAAAUGGUCUCGUUUUUGAUCAUAUUUUCUGGAAAAAUAUAAACCAAAAGCGAAAUGAUCCACUCAUUAUCCGUUUUGAGCCUAAAAUUACGGCCGUGUCUAAAAAAAGACAUAUUAACCAUCUAAAUGGUGGAAUCUGCCUCCAUUGGAGAGAUUUCUACUUGCUUAGAUAUGAUGUGUGGCAGUGCUCCAGUGUUUGAGCAUUUUAGCGAUGUUUUAAUCGACCAUCCCUUCUGCAUGCAUGUUUGACGCAUGCGUGUUUUAGCAGUCGCUUGCUAAAUCUGAUCUCUUCUGGUGUAAACCCAGUACUGUAACGGUGUACUGCAGGAAGCAGCAUCGUACUGUAGUUGACUGAGUAAUAACCCUGGUUGUGUGUAUACUGUAGAUAUGUUUACAUGGAUACUUGCUAGGAGCCCAGGCUUUGGUUACAAAAGUCUAGAGAGGCUCAGUGCUUUGUACGUUCCCUUUCCUCACUAUUCCAGCUAGCUGACUCAGUUCACUUAAGCUGCAAAUGCUUUUUUUAGGUGGUGUGUGUGUGUGUGUGUGUGUGUGUGUGUGUGUGUGUGUGUGUGGUUGAGGGGAAUCCAGUGUUUUAAAGGACUGUUACUACGGCAGCCAGUACAAUGCUUCUGCUGACGUAUUAAACUAUUAUAACUCUGCCUCUCGCUUUACUGUGCAUGCCUUUUCGUUUAGCUGCUCUUAUUUAAUAUCCAUAUCUGUAUUUAUGUCUUUUAUUUUGCAGCAGUAACUGUACAUAAAGACCCUUUUUUUGUUGAACUUCCACCUGUGAUAGAAUCUGUAAACACCAUUUGCUCUAGAUAAAGCAAAACCUCUGAGUUUCACAG